GUUGUCUCAAAACGAUCGCUGACUAAAAAAAAAGACGGACUUCUUCCACGCGCUCACCACUCACACACCAAACUCAUUAUAAAAAAACUCUAUCGUCCUCCUCCUCCUCCUUUUCAUUACAAAACAUUGUCUUCAUCCCAAGUUUCGUCUUCUACUUUCCCGGAAAAACAGGAAUUCACAAAACCCAAUAUCGAGAACAUGCAUGAUUUCUGCUUCACAAUACCCUAUGGGAUGCUCCUAAUCGGCGGUGGGUUCAUCGGAUACAUGAAGAAAGGAAGCAUUACAUCUUUCGCCGGAGGUGCAGUCGCUGGCUUACUACUCAUCCUCGCUGGAUAUCUCAGUCUCAAAGCUUUCGAGAAGAAGAAAAAUUCUUCCAUCGCUGUUGUUCUUCAGACAGUAAUCUCAGCAGCACUCACACUAGUCAUGGGACAGCGUUACUUGCUCACUCAAAAGGUUAUGCCGGCUGGUCUAGUUGCUGGCAUCAGUGCUCUCAUGACCUGUUUUUACGUAUACAAGAUCGCUACUGGUGGCAAUAAGAUCUCAUCAAAAACUGAAUGAUGGCUAUGCAACUCUGUUUUUUCUUUUUUUUCUCAUGGAUGUAUAUGAUUCUCUCCUUUGUUGAAUUUGUGGAUUAAAAGUCUCUUGUGUGGUUCUGAAAUUAGUUUGUAUUAGUUGAAGAACUUCAUAUAGUCAUGAGUGUUUCUGGGAUUAGUUUCUUGUAAUCAUGUUUUUGUUAACUACAAACUGGUUUGAGUCAUCUUAAAUAUCAAAAUAUCUGACGUUUUUGCUACA
Molecule: messenger RNA, 792 nt
Organism: Brassica napus (rape)
Lineage: Eukaryota; Viridiplantae; Streptophyta; Magnoliopsida; Brassicales; Brassicaceae
Product: protein FATTY ACID EXPORT 6-like
Exons: 3
Coding region: 199-558 (119 amino acids)
Cellular component (GO): membrane
Source: RefSeq, a predicted model, not a curated record